AAGAGGACACUGGACGCAGAGAGAGAGAGAGAGGGAGACACUGGACUUUGUCCUCGCAUGGAACCUUGGCAGCAGCAUAUUCAUAUACAUGCGCUCACUCUCAGCGGGAUCCGGCCGUACAUGUGUAUCGUCUUCUUGCUUGACGGCGAUUUGGCGCAGGUUCAGGCAUAUGCCGUGAGCUUGUAGCUAGAGGGAUCGAGCUUGCAGCGGGUGGUGGUGCUGAUAAGAUUAGUAGUAGUAUACGCAGGGGUGCCCGGCAGACUAGUGGUCGGUAGUGCGGCCACCACUCCGGCCGAGACAAAGCGUGUGCGUGCGUGCGCGCGCGAGUGUCCAGGAGCGCCUUUCCCCCCCGGCUCACACCGGAGUGGUGAAUCCAUCCAUCCGCCCGCUCAUCACACGGUGCGUGCCUCAAUUCUCUCCCUUGCAGGGGAGAGCAGAGCUCCGUUUCCUCUGCUCCGCGGCGACCAGCUCCGGCGGUUUGGGGGUGGCCUUGCGCCCAUGCAGCAGAUGGCCACCACCGUCACGCUGCUGCUCGGGGCAGCCUCGUCCCCAGGCCUCGCCGCCGGUGAUGGCGCCGCGCGGGACGGCUUCCAGCGCUCCCGCCUGCUGCCCAAGAAGCGGCAGCAGAGGCAACGCUGGGUGCUCUGCUCGCUCACGUACGGCUGCCUCGGCCUCGGCGAGCCGGGGGAGGCGGGCGGCCGGAGCGCGGCGUCCCCGGUGUACUCCAGCCUCACCGUCAGCCCCGGCGGCGACGCGGCCGUCGCCGUCGUCUCGUCGGAGCAGAAAGUGUACGACGUGGUGGUGAAGCAGGCGGCAUUGCUCAAGCGCCAGCUGCGGCCGCAGCAGCAGCAGGCGGCGCCGCCCGCCGUCGCCAGGGAGAUGGACGCGCCGCGCGGCGGGCUCGGGGAGGCCUACGCCCGCUGCGGCGAGAUCUGCGAGGAGUACGCCAAGACCUUCUACCUCGGGACCUUGCUGAUGACGGAGGAGCGGCGGCGCGCCAUAUGGGCCAUCUACGUGUGGUGUAGGAGGACAGACGAGCUGGUGGACGGGCCGAACGCGUCGCACAUCACGCCGCAGGCGCUGGACCGGUGGGAGAGGAGGCUGGAGGACCUCUUCGCCGGGCGCCCCUACGACAUGCUCGACGCCGCGCUCUCCGACACCAUCACCAAGUUCCCCAUAGAUAUUCAGCCCUUCAAGGACAUGAUCGACGGGAUGCGGACGGACCUUAAGAAGGCGAGGUACAAGAACUUUGACGAGCUCUACAUGUACUGCUACUAUGUUGCCGGCACCGUGGGGUUGAUGAGCGUCCCGGUGAUGGGCAUUGCGCCGGAGUCCAAGGCGACAGCCGAGAGCGUCUAUGGCGCCGCUCUGGCUCUUGGCCUCGCGAACCAGCUCACCAACAUACUCAGGGAUGUUGGAGAAGAUGCAAGAAGAGGGAGGAUAUAUUUGCCACAAGACGAGCUUGCGGAGGCGGGGCUCUCCGAUGAAGACAUCUUCAAAGGAGUCGUCACCGACAAGUGGAGGAAAUUCAUGAAGAGGCAGAUCAAGAGGGCGAGGAUGUUCUUCGAGGAGGCGGAGCGAGGGGUGACUGAGCUUAGGAAGGAGAGCCGGUGGCCGGUUUGGGCCUCUCUGUUGUUGUACCGGCAGAUCCUCGAUGAGAUCGAAGCGAAUGACUACAACAACUUCACCAAGAGGGCCUAUGUUGGGAAGGCGAAGAAGGUGCUUGCGCUCCCUGUCGCGUACGGGAGAUCGCUGCUCUUACCGUAUUCACUGAGAAAUAACCAGACCUAGAAGAAACAACAAAGCAAGAUGAAGAUGGUCAGGUUAGGCUAGAUAGAAAGAAACAGGGCGGUGUCGCGACAUCUGCCUUUGAGCUCCUCAUCCGGUUAGUUGGAUAGUCAAUGCGGCGAAUCGGCACAUUCCUCUGCAAUCAAUGUUGAAUGCAUGACACGAAGGGCUGGGGAAGGAAGGGAGAAGAACACUGCAGCCAUCCUCGAUGGAGACCGAAUGUUUACAUGUAUAUUAUUACUGCUAGAACAUGUGCGUUUGACGACAGAACAAGAUGUAUAUAUAUAUACUCGUUGUCGGUCCUGAAUUUGGGAAACAGGUAUGUUAUUCUGUAAGCGUAUAUAUUCGAACAAUAUGGUUUGGAAUACAAAACUAAGAAAAUA
Messenger RNA from Aegilops tauschii subsp. strangulata, 2171 nucleotides. RefSeq names its product phytoene synthase 1, chloroplastic. Lineage: Eukaryota; Viridiplantae; Streptophyta; Magnoliopsida; Poales; Poaceae. Gene Ontology annotation, biological process: biosynthetic process. Gene Ontology annotation, molecular function: geranylgeranyl diphosphate synthase activity; squalene synthase [NAD(P)H] activity. The record is from RefSeq and is a predicted model, not a curated record.